Messenger RNA from Malus domestica (apple), 1465 nucleotides. RefSeq names its product GDSL esterase/lipase 7. NCBI's taxonomy places the organism in Eukaryota, Viridiplantae, Streptophyta, Magnoliopsida, Rosales, Rosaceae. The record is from RefSeq and is a predicted model, not a curated record. Gene Ontology annotation, molecular function: hydrolase activity, acting on ester bonds.
ACCCCAUAUUCUUCCUCUAUCAAUCAGUCCAAACGACCAACAACCAUGGCGAUCAAGCUUCUUGUUGCUUUGCUCUGCGUUCUCUUCUCCACCGCCGCUACACAACCGUGUUAUCCUCCGUAUCCCCAAGAGCUCAUCAAUUCAAUGGGACCCACUCUCUCACCUUCUUCUUCUUCAUUCCCUCCGACCCCAACAGCCUCAAUCGAGUCAAACCCAACGACUCCCGUCGUCCCGGCGCUCUUUGUCAUCGGAGACUCCUGUGGCACCAACAACUUCCUCGGAACCUUCGCCCGUGCCGACCGCCUCCCCUACGGGCGAGACUUCGAUACCCACCAACCCGCCGGGAGGUUCUGCAAUGGCAGAAUCCCUGUCGAUUAUCAUGCACUCCGUCUCGGGCUUCCUUUCGUACCAAGUUAUCUUGGACAGAACGGAAGAGUGGAAGAGAUGAUUCAAGGAUUGAAUUUUGCGUCUGCCGAUGCAGGAAUUAUAUUCACCAGCGGCUCAGAAUUGGGUCAACAUGUUUCCUUCAGUCAGCAAGUUCAGCAGUUCACAGACACCUAUCAGCAGUUUAUAAUAAGUUUGGGGGAGCAAGCUACAAUUGAUCUCGUCUCAAAUCUGUACUUGCCCUGGGGUUUCAAUCAGUUUUUAGCAUCCACAUUGAGGCAGGAAAUUAAUAACUUGUACAACAUAAAUGUGAUGAAGGUGGUAGUAAUGGGGCUCGCACCGAUAGGCUGUGCUCCUCACUAUUUAUCUCAGUACGGAGUGAAGGAUGGACAAUGUAUUGAGGAGAUAAACAACAUGGUAAUGGAGUUCAACUUUGUGAUGAGGUAUAUGAUCGAGGAGCUCCGCGAAGAGCUUCCCGCUACCAACAGCAUCUUCUGCGAUGUGUUUGAAGGUUCCAUGGAUAUCAUAAAGAACUUUGUGUGUUACGGUUUCAAUGAAACUACUGAUGCUUGCUGUGGGUUGGGGGAGCACAAGGGUUUUGUUAUGUGUUUAUCACCGGAUAUGGCAUGCAAUGAUGCUUCUAAUCAUGUCUGGUGGGAUCAGUUCCAUCCAACUGAUGCGGUCAAUGCCAUCCUAGCUCAUAAUGUGUGGAAUGGCCUGCACACGAAAAUGUGCUAUCCAAUCAACUUGAGGGAUAUGGUAGUAUCGAGCUCCUAUUGAUUCGAUGGAGAAGCUGCAGCAAUGGCCGUACUCUCUAUAAAACAAAGAUCAAACAGAGAAGCUCCUCGAAAUUUUUGGUACUAUACUUUCUGCAUCAACUGCUUACAACAUUAAAUCGUACAAUUCAGUAUACAAGUGACAUUACUAAAAGUGCAUUGUAUAUGUUUUUCCUUUUGGUAAUGCAAUGGGAUCCGAUUUAGAGGUAGAUGUUAUUGUCGUCUUCAUUGUCUGUUUUCAUCACGAAACUAGGAAAUGAUGUCGUGAUGUCCCUGCAUUGAAUGAAAAAUUCUAUCAGCUUCGA